AUGUACGCAUUCUCGCCCGUAGAGUGCUUGGAUUGUAACAGUGACAAUCUUAUUGCGGCUGGUCUAGGUUGGUCAAAGUUCUUUGUUUUGCAUGUGACGCAGUCGUGUUGCCCGUGUAGUUUAUACUCGAACUUUGUACCGCUAGUUUUCGUAAAUUUUCGUUUGAAAUCGAUUUGAAAGUCAAUUUAUACGUCACAAGAGAGUGACUUGUACGUAAAUUGAAAUUCUGUAAGUUCGUUUUCCUCUCUGUUUUAUCAUAACGUCAUAGAAUGAGUGUUGCGAAGCAAAUGUGUUCUAAUAAUAUCAGACCCUCAAUGCUAAUGCGUAAAAAGCGCAACUUCUUUUUGAUACUUUCAUCACUAACUCCUCGUAAACUGAGAUAUGUUUUAGUUUGUCUCCGAGUCCGGAGAAAUUACAUGAAGUAAAGGUGCGUAUUUUGUACUUCAAACAUUCUAGAACUUUCUCGUUCCUCUCAAAGGUGGAUUCACAACAAGCGCUUCACCAGGGGUACUUAAGGGAAGUUUGGCAAGAGGUGUGGCGCCGAAAUCGUUUUAAAAUCCCUGACCCCGUUUUAGGCAAAAUCCCCGAUUUCCAUUGUUUUAAACAGAGUGAUAACGUGAACAGCGAAGGGAUGACCUUUUUAUGUAACUCAGAUUAAGAGCGAGGGAAAAAUACAUUACCCCCGUUGAAGAUUAGGAAAAAAAUCAUUUGUUUAUUUAAGUGGCAAAUAUCAUACUAUAAUUUUUGGAGUCGAUGAGCUGUUUUCCUUUAUAAACACUAGGCUUUCGGUCCAGAAAGACAACCCGUUCAAGACGUUGAAUAUAGAAUGUUAAACCCUGUUUUCAAGACUCGAUUCCCCGACUUCCGAAAGUCAUACACCGUGGGCGGCAUACAUACCGGAAGAUAACAGGAUAUUUUGACCCAAAUUCUAUGACGUCCAAAAGCAAAAAAUUAUAGUGCAUAAUAUAUGUAAUCACCGGGCAAGGGUGGCUUGGCGUUUUGUGCCAUAAAGAGAAUAUAAUACAGUCGUAGCUAAACUGUAUUUUUCUUUGCGUGAAACUAGAUUGUUUGCAAAUCCGGGAUGAGUUGUAAAACGAGAACAAGCAGUUCAUUGUACAUGAUUAAAUCCCAUUAUUCUGUGCUUAACAUGUUGGCUUGUACCACGCAAAAUCACUUAAACUAUACAAAUAUCCGUUCACCUCGCAAAUUAUGUGCAGCCAUCACGCAAUCACUUUGAAUUCCACCCCUACGGUUUGGUACAAAAAGGAACUCCAGUUUACUGAAGCGUUUAUUAGAUUCGUCUAUGUGUAUCUUUAUAACUGUAAUUACUGUUUUCUUCAGAUGGCGGAAAGGUGGAACUCUGGGACAUGGAAAGCGGAACAGCUGUGCGAUCCGUUCGGGGACAUGAUGAAGAUGCCGUCACGGCUGUCAAGGUAACCAUGGUAACUCUGUUUAAGGUCUUGUCCGCGGGCUGUUUCAGAGUUUCUUAUUUCUUGUACGUAUCGCUUAGUUCCAGGACAACCGAGUGAUCAGCGGUUCAGCCACCGGGGUGGUAAAGGUCUGGGACAUCCGGGACAAUUCUCUCAAGCCGGUGAUGAGCUCCGACCAGGCCCCUACUGACAACACGGCCGGAAAUGUGACUGUUAAACCGAGACGCGUGCGUUGCCUGGCAACAACACAGGAAACAGUUUACUGGGGAGACGAUGGAGUGAAUAUAAAAGCCAUGGAAUUGACGUCAGGUGGGCUAUAGUAUGUGGUGUGGUUUGAAAACAGAUUUAUCUCUUCUGCACAAGGUUGUGCUCCGAGAAAAAUUGAGGGUAGCCUGAAAAGCGUUAACCUAUGAAUUUAGGUUGUCCUGUAUAGAGGUUAACUCCAGGGGCCAAUAGACAGAUAGGUAAAAAGAUAAAUAUGUAAAGAAUGAAGGAAUAAAUAAAUAAAUAAGUAAAUACCGAAUAAACAGACGAGAACCAACAACCGACCAGGGAUGAUUCUUAGUCGCCUAGCAAAAGCUUUAUCCCUAGGGUGGCACAAGGCGCUACUGGAGCAUAGCCCAGAUCUGGUUAAAUUGCUUGUGGGUUUAUUGACCGCCUUCUUUCUUUUACUCUUUAGGAAAAAUCCGUAAGAUUCGAAAUCACGUGACAGACUUCGGAUCUACUGGUGCCUUGGCAACCUCGGGUUCAUGUCUUGUGAGCGCGGGCUACGAUCUUGAUCGCGGUAAUGGAUACUUGAACGGUAAGAAAUUCAUUUGAAAAAGUUAACCUCAUUUGAAUUGUUAAACAUAUGACAUUACUCACAGAAAGGUAUCUGAAAGCCGAGUUCAGAAGGACAAUGUUGAUUUCCGUUUACGUACCGAGCGUUGGUAAAUUAAGAGAGUACUUCCUUACUUGACUUACUUGUUUGUGUUGGUUUAGUCCGCAGCAUUCCUUCUGAGGAAUACCUAGCAACCGUAGAUGACGAAUGCACGGGAAGUAUCACGUGUCUGUCAUGCACACAAACAACACGUGACCAGGUGACGGUGCAGAGAAUGUGUACAGGAGGGCUGGAGCUGAAACUCUGGGAUCAGCUACCAAGUUCAAAAGUCAAGAAGCGUUCAAGGUGAGUUUAACCUGUUAAGUUUUUUUUUCGCUAGGUAAGUGAAGACGAGCAAUUUUGCCCUCACUUUCUUUGGGCUGCCUAUGGCGGACAUGGUUCGAAAAAGUGGAUAGCGAUAGUUAGAUAUAGCGAUAGUUAGAUGUGAUUACAUGCCUUGAAAUGAACGUGGCGAUUACGUGGAGAAGGUUUCAGCCCGGGCAAACGGGCUGAAAAGUCCACAAAAAGUCCAUGUAAUCGAAAUAGAAUGUCAGCCCAGGCUGAAAAGGCAACGUGCGCUUACGCAGUGUGGUUGUUUCUAGUUCAGCCCGGGUUGAAAUUUGUUAUGUAAUCGCAGCAAUUUUUCAGCUCGCCCCACCGGGCUGAAAUUCGCAAUGUAAUCACCCCCUUAAUGUUUUCAAUUGAUUAUGAUACUGUCUUUGCUAUUGAGUUAGGGAACGGAUAGGUUAAUGUUAUCUAUGUACAGGUGCUUCAGGAGGAAGUUGAAAUACGUAAAAGACCGGUCAAAAUCCUCCAUAGAUUAGUUUUUGUUAGGAAUUCUGAAACCAUGCUCGUGGAAUGCUUCUCCGUAUCCAGGCCUUGUACAACACGAAUCAACCAAUCACUUGUCGACAAAUGUGCUCUCAUCUCUUCCGGUUUUUCUUGCAGAACAGAAACGGAUGAUGUCUACGUCACGACCAAACACCUUCGUCGUUACAGUCUGCCUGAUAUAAGCGACACGGAAAGUAGCGAAGACGACGAAGACCAACCGGAGGGCGAAGACUCAGAUGACGACGAUGACGUCAGCAGUACCGGAAAUGCGUCACGAUCUUGGUGCACAAUAUCAUAA
Molecule: messenger RNA, 3418 nt
Organism: Porites evermanni
Lineage: Eukaryota; Metazoa; Cnidaria; Anthozoa; Scleractinia; Poritidae
Source: the annotation of a GenBank genome assembly